Molecule: messenger RNA, 798 nt
Organism: Helobdella robusta
Lineage: Eukaryota; Metazoa; Annelida; Clitellata; Rhynchobdellida; Glossiphoniidae
Exons: 2
Coding region: 1-798 (265 amino acids)
Source: RefSeq, a predicted model, not a curated record
AUGGAGAAUAAGGAUUGCACAGUGGAGUCACUGACUACAUCCCAGGAUAGUCUGACUUUAGAUUUAAGUCUGGAGUUGAAUAACUACAAUGGUCAAGGUGGUAUUUUAGAAGUUGAAUCUCCUUUUGCUGUUGCUUGUAGUAGCAAAUCGGACAGGCCUGAGCAACAGCAGCCAAGCUUGGUAAAAUAUUGUGGUAAUAGAAUUCCAAGAUUAAUUAAACAGCCAAACACCAAAUCAAAUGUUCCAUUGUUGUCCAAAAGUUUACAAACGGAACCUUCUACAAAAAUGAUUAAAAAUAAUGGAAACAAUGCAGAUGAACUAUUGAAAGUGAUUCAAAGUUGGACUGAUGAUGAAGUGAUGAAUGUUUUAAAGAGAAGGAAGAGUUUACUUUCACACCAGCACCCUGCAAAAACAAAGCAAUGUGUCACACAGCCCUCAACGAAAAAAAAUGCAUUUUUUGAUGCACAAAAUAAAGUUAGUGCUUGUAAAUCUUUACCAAAAAUUCAGCCAUCGAGGCGAAUGAGUUUAAUGAAGGAUACCAAACCAAACUUUGAUAAGUUAUCAAAUAGUUUAGGAGCAAAGAACACCAUGACUAGAAGAAUUAUUCAGGAUUCACCAGUAAAAAAAUCGUCGACUGUGAAUGUCACAUAUGCAGUGGAGGACAUUUUCCAAUCUGUUGAGCCAACUCCGCCCCCGUCGUCAUCAUCAUCAGCAUCCCUCACUGGCCCGCAUGCUAAUUCAUUGCUAGCCUGUCUGGAUGACACUUUAAAAUUUGAGAACAUCAAAGGUUGUAAUUAA